Lethenteron reissneri (Far Eastern brook lamprey) is the source of this 6809-nucleotide messenger RNA. It is a transcript of the gene WNT5A, whose product is annotated as Wnt family member 5A. The record is from RefSeq and is a predicted model, not a curated record. NCBI's taxonomy places the organism in Eukaryota, Metazoa, Chordata, Hyperoartia, Petromyzontiformes, Petromyzontidae. Gene Ontology annotation, cellular component: extracellular region. Gene Ontology annotation, biological process: cell fate commitment; multicellular organism development; canonical Wnt signaling pathway. Gene Ontology annotation, molecular function: frizzled binding; cytokine activity.
CUCUCUGUAAACUGAAUUUUACGCGUUACCCCCGGACCAGCCCGCUGGGAAUAAUAACGCUUAAGGCGGGAGAGUGAUAAUUGAAUUAACGUGCGUUUGGUUGUUUAAAAAAAAAACUUGUGCGAACGCCGCGGGUAAGGACAUUCUGGAUGAUGAACACAAAUGUUCCAUUCAGAUUGUCCACAUCGAGAUUGUGAUGAAGUCGCCCAGAACGGACCCGAUCUCAGGACCCAAGCCAAGCUGGUUAAGGGCCUGGACAGUGCUUGGAUGGGGCGUGCGUGGCGAUGUGGUGGGCAGAAGCAGCGAGCCGGGCCGGACACGCGUGGAGCGCGAUUUCGAAGCGAUUGGAGCGCGGUUUUGGACUUUGGAAGAGGGGCUCAAAAGAAGGAGGAGGAGGAGACGAAGGAGAGAGAACAACAACAACUGCGCUAUUGUGGAACAUUAAUAAACCAGCCUCUUGCCAUCGUCUCGCAGCAGCAGCUGCUGCUGCCCAGUCACUGAACUUUGAAAGCGCACCAACUUGGCCAACCGAAGUGGACAGCGGACCAACUUGGCGUUUACAGAACUUCGAAACGGAACAACAGGUCGCCUUGAACCGCGUUCAUUAUCAGAGCGAGCGAGCGAGUGAACGCACGGCACGCGCGCUGGAAUAUUCCGAAGGAGCUGCUCGCCGCUGAUCCGUGAUUUACUGGCGUUGUGUUGCACGAGUAAUGCCAUUUUCUGACAAGGCGUGCUCCGAGGGUUGACUUUCGUCUCCUGAUGCGAGGAGGAGGAGGAGGGGGAGACCGCCGCGGGUCGUGCCUGUGAUAUAAAGUUAGGAAGUGCCGUGCUUUCAUUCGUAUCUUUAGGGGACAUAAGCUACCCCCUUUUGAAGGUCGGGACUGCGGCGGGGUUCUACAAUAGUGUGAGGAGGGGGACGAGUGGAGGAGCCUCCUCUGUGCCUUGACUCUUCAGCCAGCCCCGGGGGGGGUGGGGCCCAGAGAGAGGUCCCAGGGCCCAACGCGGUGGCCCCAGAGUGCCAUGGCCCUACUCCCUGCGUUGCUCCUCUCCGCUGCCCUCUCGUCUCUCGGUUGGCAGAGACACGUCGACGCCAGCGAGUGGUGGUCCCUUGCCCUGAGCCCGCUGCAGCGCCCCGAAGCGUACCUGCUGAGCGCGCAGCCGCUGUGCACCCAGCUAGUGGGGCUGUCUCCUGGCCAGCGGAAGCUGUGCCACCUGUACCAGGACCACGUGCCGCACAUCGCCGACGGCGCCCGCCUCGCCGUGCGCGAGUGCCAGCACCAGUUCCGCACCCGCCGCUGGAACUGCAGCGCCGGCGAAGGAGACUCCGUCUUUGGGCGGCUCACCCACAUCGGGAGCCGCGAGACGGCGUUCGCCCACGCCAUCUCUGCGGCGGGGGUGGCGCACGCGGUGUCGCGCGCCUGCCGCGAGGGCGAGCUGGCCACGUGCGGCUGCAGCCGCGCUCCGAGGCCCCGCGAGCUGCAGCGCGACUGGCUGUGGGGCGGCUGCGGCGACAACCUGGAGUACGGCUACCGCUUCGCCCGCGAGUUCGUGGACGCUCGCGAGCGCGAGCAGGGGGGACAGCAGCAGCAGCAACAGCAGCAGCAGCAGCAACAGCAGCAACAGCAGCAACAGCAGCAGCAGCAACAGCAGCAGCAGCAGCUGGCGGCACGACACACUGUGGAGCACUCGCGCACACUCAUGAACCUGCACAACAAUGAGGCGGGGAGAAGGGCGGUGUACGGGCUGGCGGACGUGGCGUGCAAGUGCCACGGCGUGUCGGGCUCGUGCUCGCUCAAGACGUGCUGGCUGCAGCUCGCCGACUUCCGCAAGGUCGGCAAGUUCCUCAAGGAGAAGUACGACAGCGCGUCGGCGGCGCGGGCCGGCCGGCGCGCCAAGCUCGAGCCGGCCAACCGCAAGUUCAGCCCCCCGUCGGCCGGCGAUCUCGUGUACCUGGACGCGAGCCCGGACUACUGCGUGCGCAACGAGACGACGGGCUCGCUGGGCACGAUCGGCCGCUCGUGCAACAAGACGUCGGAGGGCAUGGACGGCUGCGAGCUCAUGUGCUGCGGCCGCGGCUACGACCACUUCAAGGCGACCGUGGUGGAGCGCUGCAAUUGCAAGUUCCACUGGUGCUGCUACGUCAAGUGCAAGAAGUGUACGUCGGUCGUGGACAGGUUCGUGUGCAAGUGAAGGGCCGGAAAGGUGGUGGGAAGUGAGGGCCGGGAGGUCGUGGCGGUGGUUGUUGGGGUGAGCCGAGGGUCGGAGGUGAAAGGUCGGAAGGACACUUGAUGGUGAGGGUGGUGACAUCCGUCGCGUUAUUUAAAAGGGGCGAAGGUGCCCGAGACGCCUCCAACGUGGACAGAUUUGUACAUCUGCUGUGGAGGAGCUCCGGGGGAGGAAAUUUGUUGUGUUUGGGUGUUUGUUUUUAUUCGUUUAAACGUAUGACAAAGACGAGCAUGUGGAUGGGCCAGUAACAAGUUUUGACGAAGUGGACUCGAGCGUGAAUUCUGCCCAGUCUGUUUAUUUGUUUUUUUUUUCUCUCCUACAAAUUUGUAAAUACUCGGUAUGCAAAAUAAUGUUGCCGCCCACAGCAAAACGACAACAUCGGCACGUGUGAUGGGACUUGCGGUGUCUGUCACUGCUUGUGUCCUGGUGUUGCAUUAAUUCACCCUUGUAGACACAAAGACAAAGAUCCCCCACGUAGCCUUUGCAGACUGUAGGGGCAAGUGCUGCUAUAAAAGCCAGCACGGCACACGAGGGGGUGGGUGGCCAGCACCACGCCCGGCCGCCUUUGUCUCCCUAGUGGCGAUGUUUACACACCACACCCGGUACUCAUUCGAUGUUGGGUCGACCUAGGGGAGGCCCGGGAACGGUUCAUAUAAUCGUCCCUGGCUGUUGGCCGCGAGCGGGAAUCGAACUCGGGCCGCCGGGUUGGUAGCGGAGCGCGGCGCUUACCGCUACACUUACCCACCGCUCCCCGCUCGCGGGCACAAACGCAGAUCCACAAACCCCUCGUCCCCCGCGAUCGCUUUUGCAACGCGGGCCGACGGUGUUGCUUGAGAGGUGACGGACGAGGGGAGAGAACGCAGCCCCCCGAAGGUCUCGCCGGCGAGCGUGCCGUCGAACCUCGAAGUCUCCCCGCCGUCACCUCUUGUUUCGUUUGUAUCUCCCUUUUUUAUCGUUCACUCAGACCAUCCAUCCCGAGGAAAAAAGUGCAAGACGGCUUUGCAGGUCUUGCUUUUUGAUUGACGUGUCAUAAAUACGACCCCCAUUCGGCGAGGCAGUCCCGUCGCCCUCGGCCAAAAACAGUUGGCUUCCGCUACGUUUCAAUCGUUGGCCUGCAAGCAGACAGCCGGUAAUUAAUACAUCUGCAACUUUAAACAGUGCAUGUGGCGCGUUGUCAGAAAACGCCACAAUUAUGCUGUAAUUGAAGUUGUCCAGGGAGUGAGAUUUUAUUAUUAUUAUUAUUGUGUACUCCCAAUUACAACUGUCAUCGAUCACAUCACCUUCCCAGAAAAUAAAAUUCUGCAGUUCACGUGAAUGGAAGUCGGGCAGAUUAAUGUCAUAUAAUGAGCUCGGCAAUCACAACGUUCGCGUGUUUCACAUUAAAUAAAAAGCAGGUUAUGACUCCAAAUAAUUGGCUUUCUUUAUACGUGACGGACACUAGGCCAUUUGUUGCUAAACAGAUUCCUUCUGAUAUAAGAUUAAGACAACGAUGUUGAAAAAUUCCUGAUGUAAUAUCUUAUGAAUCGUGAAGGUUAAUUUUAAAUCAUAAAUGGUAAUUGUUGUGACUGUAGACUUCGACAAUCCUUUUCCCUGUUAACAGAUUACUUAUUUGUGAAUUAUUUGUGAACAUUACCACAACUAAUAAUUUUCGACAAGUAGAUUGAACAAAAAAUGUGGAUUUUCCCCUACAAACCGCCUGUGGCAUAACAAAAAAAACAGUCGAGUAACUUUGUUUGUUUCUGUUAUGACGGCGUGAACACGUGAUCAAGACACGCGGUCUUACCCAUGGGUGCUGCCGGUGGCAAGAUGUUAACUCCCUCGCCAGGUAUGCAGGAGGUCGUGGUUUCGAUCCCGACCCUGAAGUCUGUGUAUAUUUGGCGUCUGCGUGUCUCUCUCUCUCCCUCCCCAUGACCGCGUGGAUUUUUCUCCGGUUCCUCGGGUUUUUCCCUCCACAUUUAGAAACCUGCAUUCAGAGAAUUUGCCGGCGAAACAUUUCCACGCGACAAGCCACUUCGUUGAGCUUUCAUUUGUAACCAGGCCGCUUCUGACAAAGAGCUAAAUAGCUCAGUGGGCCUUACCUGGUAAAAUAAAAACCAGUUUUGUUUAAGUCACAUGAUCAUAUACUUCACGGAAUCUCAAAACAUUCGCCGAUAACACUGCCCUGAAAGGAAAUAAUAUGCAUGUAUAGAAAAAAACAGGCUACUAUCAUAUAUGAAAAAGAGACAUUUCCAGAAAUAGCACCGAUUAUAUUGACGGUUUUCCUUUCGGGGCAGUUUGUAUUGACAGACUUGUUGAGGUUCAGAUGAUAUUUUUUUAAAAUAUAUAUUCUUAAGGGAACCACUGCUGGAAGUGAGGACACUUGUGCACACCGGCUCAUGCCCCAUAGCCCACCUUGCCGAACGAAAUUAAAUUUCAUAGCAACGUCCAUGCAACAUUUCCAGUCACCUUAGCUGCAGUGAUGAUCAAAGGCGACUUCGUUACGUUUGACCGUUUCUGUUCAGAGUCCAGAGUUCUGGCACAUUCUAACACUCACGCCUCGGUUGUGCAACUUAGUUGCAUGCAACUGCAUCGCAUAUAUAUAUGCGGACGUCUCUGCAACUGGUUGCUUACAGUCGGGAUGAACUUCACUCUAAUGCCUCGAUCUAUUCGGCACUGUGUCGUCACACGCGGUUGAGUUUCCUUGCUGCGCCAACUCAUCGCUCGGAUGUGGACAACGCAAUCGCAGGUGAUGAUGAUGAUGACGAUGACGAAGUCGCGCGAUUUCGAGAGCAAUUCCAUUGCAAGAUUCAUCUCCGACGUGUGUGUGUGGGACCCGGGUUUCUGUUUGAUUCUCUAAGGCUUUCAGUGAUAUCUUUUUCAACCGUCAUUGCUUCAAGGAAGACAAAAAGGGCAGCUUUACAAGAGGCACUUACCAUAACAAGCUGCACAAUAACCUGACAUACCAGCUGGGUUGUGAAUGCUGUUGUCGUGAUGUCAUUGUGCAUGGUACGAUACCAGUUUUCGCGAUUGUACGAUGAUUGUCGCGAUAUAUAAACGUCCCGUCAAUUAGCAAAUCGUCUAUCUCACACCAUGUUUUUUUAUUGCAUCGCUUUCGUGGCUUUGCACGCACGCACGGUGAAAUUAAAAGAUGUUUUCGGAAGUGUUUCAACUCAGCACGAGUCUGCCACGUGUUACGUAAUCGCCGCAAUCGUUGCAACUCAAGAAAACAACCAAUGAACAACUCCAUGAGUCUAGGUUUCCUUUCAGUUGUCAUGCAGGGAAGCAAGCAGGUUUCAUUGGGGAAUUAUAACGAUGUAUUUAGAGCUUUGAUUAUAUGUAGAGUAUUUCACACGGGGAAAAAUAUCUGUUUGGAAAUAAGAUACAAUUGUUAAACGACACAUAUGCUUAAGUUUUACCCUUUCUGGCAAAACAAAACAGAUGUUAAGAUGUUCAAACACCAAAUAGAUUUAUUUCGCAAGGAGUCAAGUUCGCAUUAGCUGCAAGUUCUUGUGGUGAACAUGCAAACACAACACAAGCACUCUGUGUGGUUAAUGCAGUACAUGAUUCCUUGCAAAAGGAAUCUAAAUUUCGAUUUAAAGCUUUCGUGACUGCAGGGAUUCAUCUUCUUGGUUCUUUCGGUAAAGUCACGUAGAAGGGAAAUAAUAAAAUAAUAAAAAUAUAACAUAAUAAAAUAUGUUAUUAUAUUAUUUUACUAUGUUUUAUUUUUAUUAUUUUAUUAUUUCCCUUCUACGUGACUUUACCGAAAGAACCAAGACGAAAAAGGAAUCUAUUUGGGGUUUGAACAUUUUACUGCCUGAUUUAUUGCCAUAAAGGGGAAACACCUGUAUUCUCAUUUUUAAUACUUUGAUACCGGUAACAACAACAACUAAAAUGUCCCAUUGAUAUUUUUCAAAGAUCUAAUUCUAUUCACAAAACGCAGGGCAACGUUUUUUAAUCAUGGAACGUCAUCGCCACAUGGCGACCAACACCGCCUCCACUCACGAGGCCCUCCCCUAUCAGUGACAACGAGACGCCACCGACUGCUCUAAUAAUAAUCGUGUGUUAUAGCUUUGAUAUUAAUCUUGAUUUGAGGUUUUCGUGACUGCAGGCAUUCAUACUCUUUGGUUCAUUCGGUAAAGUCACGUGGGUAGAAACAUGUUUAAUAUCUACGUGACUUUACCGAAAGAACCAAAGAGUAUAGCUUUGAUAUUGUCUCGUCUGUCUGUGUAAUUAAUCCGACCCGAAGCUAAGCAAGUGCACGUGUUCUGACCGGUCGCAAAAGCUCGGGCAAGUACAUUAAUCUUGAAAACCAAAAACAAGAAUGCGUGAAAGCGGUACGUGUUUUGUUCUUGUAAAUCACUCUUUUCUACUGUUAAUUUAUAUUAUACCACCACUAAAAAAAAAAUGCGUACGUCUAUUAAAAUGUAGGGCAUCGAGUAUGUAUCGUAGUAACGUUGGAUUUAUGCAUCGGUUAAAGAUGAACGUGGCGUUUGUCAUGACCUUAUAGGUGUACAUUGCAUUGCAUAUCUGUCGCCGUGUGCACGGCUGUUGUACACUGUUUAUUUUGCCACAUAUGCUCUUGGAUCAAUAAACAUAUUUUUGUG